This is a messenger RNA of Gongylonema pulchrum, 225 nucleotides long. The record is from the annotation of a GenBank genome assembly. NCBI's taxonomy places the organism in Eukaryota, Metazoa, Nematoda, Chromadorea, Rhabditida, Gongylonematidae.
AUGUACUGGUUGGAUCGAGGCUACGAGCCAGCGGCACUUUUCAGUGCUUCUAUGGCUGGGGAAAAUGUUACACGUUUGCAUUUCGCUGAUGAUGAAAAUUGCACUCAGGAUGCUCACUCCUUGACCUUGGAUCCGGAACUCGGUAUACUCUUCUGGACACAACCACAUCGUUCUACCGUGCGUGCUGUCGCUCUUCGGUACAGCUUGAAAACGGUAAAUUUUUAA